This is a messenger RNA of Schizophyllum commune H4-8, 2390 nucleotides long. RefSeq lists its product as uncharacterized. Lineage: Eukaryota; Fungi; Basidiomycota; Agaricomycetes; Agaricales; Schizophyllaceae. The record is from RefSeq and is a predicted model, not a curated record. The coding region runs from base 274 to 1581 and encodes 435 amino acids. The transcript has 4 exons.
GGAAAAUACACCUGCACUCGACACUUCCGCCCUUCGCCUCGCCGCCGUUCGCCGUUCACGACCGCUGUCAGCGCUGAGCCCAUCGUCGACGUCCUCGACGACACCGCCCCGUGUCUGGUAUCGCUGAACGAGCCCUGGAUGCCGCCAUCUAGACGCUAUCUACCCAGAAGCCAACAGUCUUCCUAAUCGUCUACAUCCAGUCCCCGCUCGCCGCACUAGUGGUUCUAGCCACCUCCUCCACUCUUCCCUACGGUCCUAUAAUACCCUCCCUACAUGCCAUCCCCGACAGAAAGCCCAUGGCCGCAGCAGACCCCGGCUCCCGAUGCCGGCCCCUCGACUAUCGCGUCCCAAAGGAAGCGGCGACGAACAAGCGACCGUUCCCUCUGGCAGAACAGGGAUGCAAAACUGCCCCGGCAGGACAUCGCGGACCAGGCCGCCAUUGAGGAUGCGAUGUACGAGUGCGAAAUCAUGACGGACAACUCGCGCCUCUCGUGCUUUCCGACCGCGGACACGGUCAUCCCUCAGCACCAGUAUGCGUCCUUCGUCUGGAAUUCGCGUCUGCCGCAGUACGCACAACGCGACCUGGUCGACAUAUACCUCUUUCAAGGCGACACACUUCAGCAAAUACUCUACUUUCCGAACGAGACCAACCCCAAGUAUGGCACGCCAGGAGUCAUCCGCGCGCAGGUCAACGAUAGUUGGUGGGGCGAUCGAGGCGAGAAUUGGGAUGGGAGCAACGUGACCUACCCGUUCUACUGGGUAGUUACCCCCGCGGGCAACGGCCUCGAUGGUACGGAGACAACACAGACCAUCUUCAGCGCCGUCCAGACUACGUACGCGGACUCUGUGGCGUCAUCAAUGUCUUCCUCCUCGGCAUCCGCCUCAUCUGCGUCGGCCGCUUCCGCGUCGUCGGCGUCGCUUACUUCGUCUGCGAAUGGUGCCUCUUCUACUGGCGGCGGGAACAACUCCGACGGCUCUGAUGGCGGCCUGCAAUCUGGUGACAAGGAUGGUGGUUUCCCACACUGGGCAAUCGCCGUUAUUGUUGUCUUGGGCUUCCUGGCCGUGGCCGCCAGUUGCGUCCUUGCCUUCCUCAUCAUCCGGCGAAUGCGCAGGCAACGGGAACUCGAGUCUCAACGCAAUUCCAUGGGGUCAUCAUCCCCUAUGAUGCAACACGUUGAUAACGGAGGACCCGCAUCGCCGCUGCUUGUCGGGGGUGCGGCCGGCGUCGAACGCCAGCAGAGUUCCGCCGGUCACGGAGGUCAGAAUGCGCCGAGCAUUGUCUCCCCAGAUGGCGCGUCGACAAUCUCGCACGCGAACAGCGCAGGCGAAAACGCACCAUUCUCAGGCGCGGACGCGGCGAUCAUGGCUGACGCGUUCCGCAAGGCGCUCAGGAAACCUGACUUCGCCGCGCAGCCCGUAGAAGAGGGCGAGAGUCCGGAGAACAAGGAGCCGCCAGAGGAGGAGCUGAUCAACCGACAGUUAGCAGAGGAAGGGCGCGACAUACGGAGCGUAAGCUCGUCGCGCGGGGUGCGUGUGGAGACGCUGAGCGAUGCGGACACUGCGACGGACCAUCAACAUUGAUCCCCGUAGCGCGCGCUGAGCGUGCUGUCCCAUAACCACCACCCUCACGACCUCUACGACCUUUCGUUUCGUCACUCUCUUUUGGGCUUGUGGUUGUCUGUCGUUGCGCUGUCUGUGUUAUUACUGUCACCUGCAUCGUUGCACCUCUUCUAACAUUAUUCGCUUCACCCGUUCCCGUCGUCGCCGUUAUGCUCUUCCCCCACCCCUCGACCUAACACGCCUUGGCCGGAUGUCGGUCGGUGCUGCUCCACCUGCGGGAACUGCACGCGAUGUCCGCGAGCUCAGGUCGCCACCGUAUCCGCUUCGCUGCCGCCCCCACUACCACCCCUACCAUGCACCCUGCCGCUGGUCCACCUCCCUCACCAUCUUCUGACGUCGUCGUCGCUGCGUUGGCUUACCCGAUUGUGUUUGUGCCCUGGACGCUAUAGCUACAUUAUUACACUCUUCCCUUCUCUGCAAACCCCCACCUCGCGGGCGUCUCUUUUGCUGCUCGUGCAGCGCAUCCCCGUUGCUGCUGCCGCAGAAGUCACUCGUUUAUACCACCUUGCCCUUCGCUUCCGUGAUUCGAGUAUGCAUACCGUGCUGCGAGUGCGCAGUGCCGAUUCCUAUUGUUCAGACAGACAGACAUUAGUAGCUGGUGGGUGUGGCUCGUCUGACCGUGUUGGUUACUCUAGCUCUGGCCGGUUGUUUUACCCUUAUUGUCGAGCUUUCUCAUCUUUUAUCUUCACUUGUGUAUAAGCUACGUAGUUCAUGAAUUCGAUACCGUCGGCGUACUCGAUGCGAUAAAGGUUGUCGACAUGAUUCUCGUG